ACUCCUGGCGGAAGUUGUUGAGACUUUCUCCCACCCUCGCCGGUAGCUUGCCAGUGGGCGUGUCCCACGCCCUUCCGGGCCGUGCGGGGUGACCGAGGGCCGUGAUCCAGUGUGGUGAGGGCGGUGGGUCCCCGCCAUGCCCCGGUAUUAUGAGGACAAGCCGGAGGGCGGCGCGUGUGCGGGCGUGAAGGAGGAUCUGGGUGCAUGUCUGCUGCAGUCUGCCUGUGUGCUCCAGGAAGGAAAAUCCCCACGGCAGUGUUUGAAGGAAGGCAACUGUAGAGCUUUGCAGUAUUCCUUUUUUGAAUGUAAAAGAUCAAUGCUGGAUGCCAGAUCAAGAUUCAGAGGGAGAAAAGGAUAUUGAUAACAUGCUGAACGCAAGAUGAAAGUCACCCAGGAUUUUCCAUGGUCCUUAACAGAAAGGAACCAAACGGGAAGCACAGCAGCUGCCGCAUCUCUUCCACCUCUGGGCCAGGUGUUCCUCCCAAGGACACCAGAGAAAAUGGAUCAGUGCUGUUUCUGAAUGAGUCUGCUGGCUGAAGUCAUUUAUAGAAGAUCCAUGGGACUAAACAACUAUGGGCUAAGAAUGUGUCUGGGGAAUUACCUAAUGAAGAGAUUAUGUUCAAGGAUGACUCUUCGAUCAGAUUACACAGUGUGUGAAUUCAGGAGGCCAUGAUGAGAUUGGCAUAGAUAGUGGCUCCUCCAACUCUUUUUUCUGUUUCUUGGUUUCAAUUUUAGGCCAACCCCCUCCUCAUAAAGGGGUGAAAUCAGCCAUAGACCACAUCCUCAAGAUAUGGGUGGGCUCCAAAAAGGAGAGCAUAGGCUGGCCCACAAGUCACACCCUGCUGAAGGACGCUGCUCCUUCCUGGGUCAUAUGCUUGGUGAUCUUGGCUAGAUCCUGGUCGCAUGUACUGUGCUGACACCAUGCACAAUCACAUAAGAUAAGUUAUGGGCCUCAUCCCUAAACACUGGAAUGCAGCAAAUGGACACAACAGAUGUUCACUCUAGAUAACAAAUGUCAAUGACAUGAAGUGGCUGGAAAAGUUUAGAAUCCUUAACAUAUUAUUUUGACCACUUAACACAGUAGAAAGCCAUCAGGGCACUAAAUCUUCAGUGUGAUUCUUGCCAUUGAACAGAGUGGCAAUUCUAUAUUGUUCUGUAGUUCACUGGGGCUAAAGCAGUCAAGGACUGGAAGUUCACUUGCUAUUUUAAAAGUUUUUGAAGCUAUGAGGAUUCCCUAGGGUGUCACUGAGGUCUGCUCUAUGUACUGCCCCCACUGGGAGUAGGAGGUACUGCACCCUUGUGCUCUGUGUACUGCCCCCACUGGGAGUAGGAGGUACUGCACCCUUGUGCUCUGUGUACUGCCCCCACUGGGAGUGGGAGUAUUGCACCCUUCAGUCCUGCCACCUAUGUCCCAAGCUUGGUGUCUGUGUGCAGUGUGGAGGAGUGCACAUUCUGCAUGCUAGGAAGCUCGACCAUUGAGCCACACCUUCCACUAGUGCUUCAGUUUCAACAGAGAGUGAAAUGUGUUUGUAUGAAAUGCCUCCAUUUGAGUAGAUAGAGCUUUAUUUGGAAAAAGUCACAUGUCUCAUAAUUGGACUUUGACUUAGACAACCCCAUGGAGUUUAGAGUGUUCGUGGAGCAUGCUGCAGUCACCACUAUCUACUUCCAGAACAGUCUCAUCCUUUCCAGAAAUGUAACCACUGGUCAGCACUCUGCCCUCUCCCUCUGGUCCAGGUCUAUUAGAUGAGUGGAACUAUGUAGUCCUGUCUUUUCUGAGUCCUGUUACCAAAUUCGACAGGUUUAUUGGCAUGUAGCAUCAGUCUGCAGUGUAGUUCUGCUGAGUAGCAUCCACAGUAGACAGACACUGUGUAUUUCUCCAUCGAGCAGAUGAGCUCUGAGCUGUUUCUACUUUGGGGCUUUUGACUAAUGCUAUGAACGUUUCAUUUAAUACAUGCCUUAGAGUUGAACUCCAAGGUCGUAUCAUGACGGCCUCAAUUAUAUUUUCUACAGUGAUUUUACCACAUUUCAUGCUGUCAUGGGAUCUAGGCUCCAGCACCCCUGACUUUCACAACUGCUCAUAUUGCUGACAGCCAUUCUGCUUGUGAUAAAGAGGCAUCUAUUGGGAUCUUGGUUGCAUUUCUCUAGUGUCUAAUAACCUGAGCAGUUUUUCGUGUGUUCAUUGGCUCUCUAUGCUGCCUUUGCAGAGUGUUUUCUAGUCUGCAGUCUGGCUUCCAGUUGGGUUAUCUGUUUAUUUUCCUAUAAGAUUUUUUAUUUACUGUUGGCUCAAGUCUCUUAAAGAUUAAUUGGCAUUUUUUUCUCAACGUGUUUGUCCUUUUCAAUCUCUUGCUACUCUAUAUAGCACAGUCUUUAUUUUUAUACAUUCCCUUAUGUGGCUUAGCCCAGGCUGGCCGGGAAUCCCCAAAGCGCGAGCAUUUUCAGCGCUGCACUUCCCAGAAAGCACACACCGCUGCUCUUGACUAGAGCAGUUUUCAUAUUGGAAAAUGACAAUGUCUUUUUUCUUUCACUCUAAGAAACCAUUCCUAACCCAAACUUCCAGAAGCUUAUAAAUUUUACCUCUUACCUGUAGGCCUGUGCUCUCAAAAUUAUUUUACACACCUUUAUUCAUGACCAUAUUUGAAAUUAGUUAAAUAGAAAUAAUACAUUUUAGUAUGGCUAAGUAUGUAGCUCCGUAUAUAUUGUGUUCAGCACAUUCACAGUGCAGUACAGUACAGUCUGCCUGCCGCACUGUUCUGCAUCCACCUCAGGAAAUGCAAGUGUGCCCAUCUGAGGACUCCCAGCCACUGCCAGGUCGCCCGCCCUGCCCUGUCCUUGGCAUACUCUCUCCUCAUGGUAACCACCAUUCUCUUUCCUGUUUCUGAAUUUGAGUACCCUAAGUGCCUGGUAUAUGUGGACUCUUUGUUGUGUGCAUGCACUUGUGUGUGUGUGUGUGUGUGUGUGUGUGAGAGAGAGAGAGAGAGUGUGUGUGUGUGUGUGUGUGCCUCCAGCGCGGAAUACCAUGAAGGUUCAUAUCAUAUAUCGGUUUCCUUCCUUUGUAAGGACAAAUGGUAUUGUAGUAUAUGUUGUAUGCAUAUUGUAUGUAUCUUGUUACCUACUCAUCCAGCCGUGGGUACCUCGGUUGUUCCCACCCUGGAGCUCCUGACUAUGCUGUGAACGUGUAUAUACAAAUACCCCUAGGACCCGCUUUCAGUCUUAACAUACAUGUAGCAGAUUGUAUGUCAUAGGGUACUUCUGUUUUUAUUAGUAGGCAUUGCCAUAGUUUCCAUAUCAGCCACACUAUUCUAUGUUCUGUCCGCAGUGCACAGAGAUUAGAACUGCCUAUGUCCUUGUGACUUGUAUGCCAUUCUAGAAGUCGUUAAGAUCCACCAGUGCUUCUGCUUCCUAGUUCCCUGACUGCUGGUGUGUUCUAGAUGCUUGGUGGCUUUCUUUAUAUAGCGUUUGAAGAAAUUGUUUUAGGUCUCCUCUGCCCGUUAAUAGUUGACUCUGGUUGAAUUUUUGGUCAUCACAUCUACAAAAGCAUUGAUUCCAAGGGAGCUGACUGUAGCUUGCCCUGGGAAUUUUAGUUUUAGUUCUUAGCUUUGCCCUUUGAUGCAUUUUGAGUUAAUCUUUGUGUGUGGUGGAAGCUCUGACUUUCUACUCUCCACAUGUGCAUAUCUAGCUUUGCACAAUGCCCUUUGGAGGGAAAACAUGGCGCCAUGCAUGGUGGGGCCGGUUUUGAGCCCAGUCUCUCCUGACUCUGUCUGCCUUCAUGCCAACGCCACUGCUUUGAUUACUGGAGAAUUACUAUCAAAAUUUGAAAUCAGAAAGUGUUUGUUCUAAAAUAAAAAUUUGAAUCUGAAAACAU
This is a messenger RNA of Mus musculus (house mouse), 3862 nucleotides long. It is a transcript of the gene Coa5, whose product is annotated as cytochrome C oxidase assembly factor 5. Lineage: Eukaryota; Metazoa; Chordata; Mammalia; Rodentia; Muridae. The record is from RefSeq and is marked validated. The transcript is spliced from 3 exons. Gene Ontology annotation, cellular component: mitochondrial intermembrane space; mitochondrion. The coding region runs from base 137 to 361 and encodes 74 amino acids.